CCCCCCCCGCCUCCUCCUCCUCUCCCGAUCUCUCUGUCCUCUGUCCGUCUGUCUCUUCACUUCCAUCUGCUCACAGGUUGUCUUUAUUCCUCUCACCCUUGUCUCUCACCCUGAUCCUCAUGGUUUCUUCCUCUUUAUUACACAUACACACACAUACAUGUUCCUCCCCCGUUUCUCUCCCUUAAAACCAUGUUCCUGUCCUUUGUCACCUUGACUCCCCUGCCCUGUGUUCUCUCCCUCUCUGGAAGCCUGCUUUUCCUCCUGACUUUGUCCCGCCCCCCUUCCUGGCUCUGUCCCCGGUGAGGUGCCAAUGGGACUGGACUGGGUACGGAGUCCCCAGUCCCAGGCCAGGCUUGGCGGGCCCUUGGCUCUGGGGGUUGCCCUCCGCACCCCCUUCCCCGGCUGCUGCUGCCUCUCCUCUCUCCCCACCCCACCCCCUCCACCCUCUCACACCAGCCUCUCCUCCCGUUCCUCCCAGUCUCCCCCACAAGAGGGGGAGGGCGCUUUUUCCUUCCCUUCCUAGCCUCACUCUUACUCUUUCUCCCCUCUGUCCUCUUUCCAUUGGUUUUUUUCACUCCUCACUCUCUCCCUCCGUCUUCUCUCCCCCUUCCUGGCCCCCUCCGUCGUCCCAUCCCGGCCUCACGCCCUCCCUUUGCUCUGGGAUGGCCGCCAACCUCCCCCACAUGCCUCACCGCUUCACUCUUCUCUUUGUCUCUCCAUUUCUCUGUCUCUCAGAGUCUCUUCCUCCCCCACCUGCUCCCUUGCCUGGGGUUGGUUUGCAGCCUCUCCCUCCCCUGCCCUCCCCAUCAUCCCCGCCCCAGUACCCCCAGCGGCGGGGAGGCCCCUCUGAUGACCGGCAGGGCAGGGGCGGGUGUCUCCACGUGCGGGGGGUAUUUUUAUCCUGCCUCGGAACAAACGGUCCUGUGAUUAAUGUUCAGUUUCCAAAAUUCAUUUCAUGUCCUGCCAGGUCCUGGGACCAUCAGCUGCACGUGUUUGUCCGUCUGCAGCUCGUGGUUCACUGGGGACGCGGGGACACUUUUCUGCGAUUUGGAAGGGGCGCAUUUUCCCUCGGGAGUUGACAAACCUGCCCUUCCCUAGUCUGUCUUCCUCUCUCCCUCUCUGACUCUCUUUCUGUCUCUCCCUGUCUCUGUCUCUUUCUCUCGCCCCACUCUCCCUGUUUCUAUCUCUCCUUGUCUCUCCCCCCUUCUCCUUUUCUGCAGCCGGUUCCUUCCCUUCCCCCUUUAUUUCCCCACUGCAUCCUCUGUCACACCUUUGGCUUUGUCCUGUCUCUUUUGUUUUCCCAGUUGUCACUCUUUUCUCUCCCUCGGUCAACAAAUGCCCUUGGGUGGCCAGCCGGCGUUGAGGAGGGAGAGGUGUCCUCAUAGGUGGGGCUGGGAUCUGAGGAGCCACUGCCCACCCACCCCUGCCCUCCCCCUCUCCUCAUCUGGCCUCACUUUCCACUCCACCUCCACCCCUCCGUGUUCCCCUCUCCCUUCUUCCUGCCACAUGGUCCUCCAUCCAUCUUCCCCUCUGCCUGAACCUGCCCCCCCCCGACUCCGCCCGUGUGUGUGUGUGUGUGUGUGUGUGUUCAUUCGUUCAUACGCGCGUGCUCUGACCUGGUGGGAUCCUUCUUUCCCGCUUCCAUGUCUCCACCUCUCUCUCCCCUUCCCUCCCCCUCCCUCCUCCAUCCUCUUCUCUCUCCUCUCCUCAGUCUGUCUCUCUUCCUCUCUCCAAGCCCUUGUUUCCCACACCUGUUUUCCCUCCCUCUUUCUCUCUCACAGGCACACACACACUGCUCAUCUUUUUGCCAUCUUCCCUCCAUCCUUUUCUCUCCAUUUGGUCUCUCUAUCUGUCCACCGUCCUCGCUCUCCCCUUCCCUUCACUCCCGCAUUGGACUCUCUUCUCUGCUCACUCCCCUCCCCACUUGGCCCCCUCGCGUUUCUCUUCCCGCCCUCCCCUCCCACGCCUCUCUGCCCCUGGCUUUCUCCCCUCUUCUCUCUCCCCUUCCCUCUGUUUCCUCGAUCUUGUCUUCUCACCUGUCUCCUUCAUUUUUCUACUUGCUCUGCAACCCCCACCCCGCGCUCCCUUUUUCUCUCUUCCUUCCACACCAUCAGCCUCUUCCUCUCCUCCCUCCAUCUCAGCCUUUCUCCUGGUUCCUCCCCUCUGACCUGCACUCCUCCUUUCCGUUUCCUCUUCUCAGUCUUCUCAUCCUCACACUCCUCCCCUCUGCGCUCCCUCGUCUCCCCUUUCCUUCCUGUCCCAUUCCUCUCCGCCUUCUUUUUCUUUCUCCCAUCUCUCUCUCUCCUCAUUCCUCCCUUCUCUGAGUCUCCUGUCCUUCCUCUCAUCCCUCUUCUCCCUCCUCCCCGUCCUCUCCCCAGUUUCUCUUUCUUAGCCCCUCCCACCUCCUUUCCGUCUCUCUCCCUCUUUCCUUUCCUUACUCCCUGAAUCUGUCAUCUCUUCUCUCUCUCUCCUGUCUUGGGAGGCCCCUGCCAGCACCCCCGCUGGCCCUGCACCCUCACCCCCAGCUCCGAGCUCCUCUCCUGCUCUGCCUCCCUUUCCCUCUCCCGCCCUAGAGGCACCAAGGCUUCCAAGUUCUGAGAGGCCAGGGAGUCCACCCGGGGGGUCCCAGGGCAGGACAGCCCAGCCAGAGUCCCUGAGGUGGAAGGACUUUUGUGACACCCAUUUUCUCUCUCUUUUCUGUCUGUCCUGGACUCUGGACACUGUCUGGAGGGAUCAGGCCUGCCCCAGGCCCAGGAAGGCGAAAACGAGAACCGAGCUCAGACAGGGAGCAAGCUGCCUAAAGACACACAGCAUGCCGCACGAAGCACAUCAGCGCUGGGAGGACCUCACCUGACCCCCACUUCACGAACAGAAAAUAGGUGCCCAGUGUUCCUGAAGACCAGCAUCUGCUAGGACAGAGGCUUCACAGGAACCCCAACCUUCCCAAAGGACCAACAGUGCCCCCUGCUGGACACUUUUCUCCACUGAGAGGGACCACCUAGGCCUGACCUCCCCUGUAUCCACCUGAGAGCCCAUUCACCCAUACCGGGUGUACUCUUCCAUCGCCACCUGCUGGCAAAGGACAAAACUGCAACCCAGCUCUAUUACACACUGGGAAUGGUCCCGACAAAAAAAGGACAGUGCCUGGGGGUGGG
Messenger RNA from Camelus dromedarius (Arabian camel), 3155 nucleotides. Its product is annotated as proline-rich protein 36-like. The transcript has 2 exons. The coding region runs from base 1336 to 2445 and encodes 369 amino acids. Lineage: Eukaryota; Metazoa; Chordata; Mammalia; Artiodactyla; Camelidae. The record is from RefSeq and is a predicted model, not a curated record.